Molecule: messenger RNA, 474 nt
Organism: Camellia sinensis
Lineage: Eukaryota; Viridiplantae; Streptophyta; Magnoliopsida; Ericales; Theaceae
Source: RefSeq, a predicted model, not a curated record
AUGAUAUAUGCAAUCAUUCAUUUGGAUUUCUUGUAUAAUCCCUUUCCAAGAACAAGAAGGUACAGUGCCAAUGUCUAUUUCAUUGACACCAUAUUGUGUGACGUGAACCAGGACAUGGUGGUGGGUGGGACAGACACAACCUCCAACACGGUUGAGUUUGCCAUGGCGGAGAUGCUUAACAAACUAGAAGUGAUGAGAAAAUCCCAACAAGAACUAGACACAGUAAUUGGCAGAACCAACACAUUGGAAGAGCCUAACAUUCACAAACUACCCUACUUAAAAGCUGUGUUUAGAGAGGUUCUUCGAUUGCACCAAGUCCUCCCACUCAUGGUGCCUCAUUGCCCAAGCAAAUCAUGCACUAUCGGAGGUUACACAAUUCCAAAAGGAGUUCGUGUUUUCGUCAAUGUGUGGGCAAUACACAAAGACCCUUCAAUUGUGAAAACCCAUCAGACUUCAAUCCUGGGAGGUUUUUGA